This is a messenger RNA of Macrosteles quadrilineatus (aster leafhopper), 2953 nucleotides long. Its product is annotated as sentrin-specific protease 1-like. Gene Ontology annotation, biological process: protein desumoylation. Gene Ontology annotation, cellular component: nucleus. Gene Ontology annotation, molecular function: deSUMOylase activity. The record is from RefSeq and is a predicted model, not a curated record. The transcript is spliced from 15 exons. Bases 210 to 2093 code for a protein of 627 amino acids. NCBI's taxonomy places the organism in Eukaryota, Metazoa, Arthropoda, Insecta, Hemiptera, Cicadellidae.
UAAAUCUUUAAGUACUAUUUAAUUAAUGGUGAACAAGUAUGUCAAUUUUAGCCGGUGUGUUUCAGUGGUUAAAGACAACACUUUGGCCAUCGCAAGCUUUGAAGCGUCGAAGGUAUUAAAGGAAAUAUUGUCUAACCAGCCAACAAAGUUUGACAUAGCAUAAGUUUGACUUAUUGAAGUAUCGUUAAAAUGGGGUAAAGACUAGUCAAAUGGCAAAAACAACCAUAUCAGUCAAAAAGGCAUCAUUAUUUUGGAAUAAGUUUAAUGGAGAUAGUGUUGCUGAAGAAGAAGAUGAAGAUAUAUUUUUGAACUUUCAAAGUUCCAGCAAAAGAACUAAGUUCAUGACAACACCAGUCAUAACAAAUAAAAACCCAAUGUCUGAUGGUACAAACUUCGAAAGAUCUUUGAGUCGGCCUCAAAACAUUAGAAAUAUUCCUAUAAGGAUUGAGAAGAAAACCUUUCGUCAAAGAGUUAUGAGUCAAGAGGUUAAAGAAAAUGAUCCUGAUGUCAUAGAAGUAAUCGAUCUCGACAGUAAAAAUGAGCAAAAGCCAGUGGAGAGAAGACCACCUCUCACAAACACGGCUACAAGGAUAAAGUCUAGAAACUUUAAUGCUGACUUGACAGCAAGAAAAACACCUAGUCCUCACUUGCACAGGAGCAAUCAAGAAAAGAAGCAACUGGAAAUGUGUGUUGGACUUUCGAAUUCCAGUAAAAAGCUGGAAAUAAAUGUCUCGGUUCCUGAAAAGAAGCAGAACGGAGUUCACUCUUCGAUUUAUAAUGGUUUCGCUAGUAGCCAGUUACGACCUUCGCGGACAUCUACACCUAAAGUGACAGCUUUGAACCAGACUCAUUUGUAUGCAGAUAGAAUGACUUAUUCAAAGCUUUUACAACAGUACAACAAUUAUUCAAGCCACAAAAGCGAGUUUCAAGAUUGUCCUAGUACUUCAAUCAAGAAGAGUGUGCUCCAGAAUGGAUUGUCAUCAUUUUAUGGACCAUCAAAAUCAAAACUCGCUGAUGCUGGUGGGGACGUUGUCGACCUCACUAGAGAUGACAAUGGAGACCAUGUUAAGAGGCGGUCACAGUCUAAACACCACAUCCCUGUCAAGCCAUACAAGCCUCUUACAGAUGAUGACGACGUCAAGAUCAUUGAAGAAAGAAAACUACCCUGUGUAAACUCAUUAGAGCGCAAACUGUCACAAAACUGCCUCGUUUCUCCUGAAUGGAUCACCCAACUCCAAGAGAGAUACAGCGAGAAGGAGAGGGAGACUCAAAGACAGAUCAAAGAGCAGGAGAUCAAAAAGGAACUCUUCUCCAAACACAACGAGGCCAAGUUCUUUGAGGUUCUCAACGACAGAGUAAGAAGACAUAUCAAGAUCACUGACUAUGUAUUGGAUGAUACAGAACCUGAAGAAGCUGCAUUGCCUGAGCUUACGCAAGAAAUGCAGGAUAGAAUAUCUGAUGCACUCAGGCCAAACCCAGCAGGACAAGGUUUAGUUGAAGGUUUUGGGCAAAAGAUUACAAGAAGGGACAUUCAAACACUCAACGGCCUGAAUUGGCUUAAUGACGAGGUGAUCAACUUUUACAUGAAUUUGAUUAUUGAGCGAGGCAAGGGGGAUAAGCACAUAAGCGUUUACGCUUUCAACACUUUUUUCUACCCUAAGUUGGUAUCACAAGGGUACAGCACACUGAAGCGGUGGACCAAGAAGGUAGACAUUUUCAACCAUGACCUUCUGUUAGUGCCUAUUCAUCUUGGCAUGCACUGGUGUAUGGCCUCCAUAGACUUCAGAGACAAGACUGUACGUUACUUCGACAGUAUGGGAGGCGAAAACAACAAGUGCCUUCAUGCUUUGUUGAAGUACCUGAAUGAUGAGAGUGUAGAUAAGAAAAAGUCACCUUAUGAUACUUCAGACUGGAAACUUCAAAACAUGAAGGACAUACCGCAGCAGAUGAACGGCAGCGACUGCGGAAUGUUUUCCUGCAUGUUUGCUGAAUACACCAGCAGAAAUGCCAAGAUUACAUUUACACAGAAGGAUAUGCCGUAUUUCCGACGGAAAAUGGUCUACGAAAUACUGACCAAGAAACUCCUCUUGUAAAUAAUAUUGUUAAACGUCCUUAACACAUUUGAGAUCUGCUGUUAUACAGAGUAACAUAUUGGUUUAUUUGUAAAAUUAAAAUAUGCUUUUUGAUGCCUACUAUCUUGUCAGUAUUUUUUUUUUUUUUUUUGUAAGUGCAUUGCUAAUUUGUUUGUACUUUUUGUUAAAAUUUAGUUGUUAAAAUCAACCUAGUCAAUUUUUUACUAGCCCAAAAUAUAUUUGUUAUGGUGCAAUCAAAUCUCUAGUAAUAGUCAGAUUAAUUUCAAUUUCAAGUGUUUUUUCUUGGUCACUGUAGUUAAGUGUAAUUGAUUCUGUCAGUCCAAACUAAUUGCAUUAUUACAUUUGUUUUCUAAUAGAUAAAUGCAGAUCAAGUGAUUAUAGGUGUUAAAUUGUAAAAUUUGUUUAGGUGUAAUGUUAAAUUGUACAUAGUUUUAAUUUAAGUAUAUCUUUUUGUAUUGAAACUACUAUUUUGUUUUAAAUUUUAUGAAAGAAACCCCAGGUUGCUGAUUAUGAAAUAAUUAAAGUAGGCUAUCAAUUAGGAUUCUGUUAUGAAGACGUAAUGCGUGUAUUAUGUUGGCCUUUGUGUUGUGACCUUUAUCUAUCAGCCCCUGGGCUCAAACAUUUCUUUAUAAAGUAUUUUGGGAAAUUCCAGUUAAAAUAUAGCAUUUCUCCCUACCUAUAAUAAUAAAAUGCUUCAUAAAUUAAAGUAGCUAUAUUAGAUAUCAUUUGACUGUUUCAAACAAUGUAAAUUACACCAAAACCUGUCCUUGUAAAUAAUUUACUGUAAAUAUGGGCCUUAGAGAUAAUAGUUAAUUUGUAAAGUGUGAUAACAAUUUUUUAAUGAAGUAAUUUUUUCUACA